AUGGCGUAUUCUCAACCCUUUCCCCUUGCUCAAUCCCCUGCAAAAGCCACUCAGCAAACUUUUGCACCAGACUUGGCCGUUCGUCUCAUCUGCCCAGAAUGUAGGGACCCAAAUCCCAAUAUCGUUGAGGAAUUUAGUUCAGGAGACUUGGUUUGUGGUACCUGUGGGCUGGUGCUUGGGGACAGGGUUGUCGAUACGCGAAGUGAAUGGAGAACAUUCGCAAACGAUGAAGGAGACGAUCCUUCUCGUGUCGGCGCUGCUUCAGACCCGUUGAUGGAUGGCAUAGAACAACUCGACACGGUAAUCUCUUUCCAAGACGGUGGUUCUGGUUUAGCCCGUGAGCUUCAACGUGCCGCUUCUCGUUCUCAGUCCUCUCGUGCCGAACGCAAUCUCCUUACCGCCUUUCGUGACAUCUCUUCCUGGUGUGAUCAAUUCUCCCUUCCCAAAACCAUAGCGGAUAUCGCCAAACAGCUCUACAAACGUUCUGAUGAGGAAAAACUUCUUCGAGGAAAACAGCCCGACGCAGUCAUUGCUGCAUGUAUAUUCAUUGCCUGUCGACAAGCCCAUGUACCGCGGACAUUCCGGGAAAUAUGCAACCUGACUCACGUAACGAAAAAGACUCUCGGACAAUGCUACAAAGCUUUGGAACAGGCAUUCAAUCUUACACCCGGCGCCUCUGCGACUCAUGCUUCUCUGGCGCCCUCGACAGGUCCAGAGAGCCUCGUUGUGCGUUACUGUAACCAUCUUGACCUUCCACCGAAAGUUCAGUCCUACUGUGCCGAUAUCAUCGUCGCUGCACGUGAACAUGGCAUUGCUGACGGACGGAGCCCAGUUUCCAUUGCUGGAGGCGCCAUUUAUUUCACUUGCUGCUUGCUGAACACUCCUAAAACUUUAAAGGACAUAGGAGAUGUAGCUGGGGUCAGUGAAGGGACCAUUCGUUUGGUCUACAGACUGUAUUUCGCAGAGAGGACGAAGAUAGUAAAGCAGAAAUGGAUAGACGAAGGUAAGGUUGACAUGUCCAACCUCAAAGAUGAAGGACCUCGGUAA
This is a messenger RNA of Lentinula edodes (shiitake mushroom), 1047 nucleotides long. Its product is annotated as cyclin-like protein. The transcript has 2 exons. NCBI's taxonomy places the organism in Eukaryota, Fungi, Basidiomycota, Agaricomycetes, Agaricales, Omphalotaceae. Bases 1 to 1047 code for a protein of 348 amino acids. Gene Ontology annotation, molecular function: TBP-class protein binding; RNA polymerase II general transcription initiation factor activity. Gene Ontology annotation, cellular component: nucleus; transcription preinitiation complex. The record is from RefSeq and is a predicted model, not a curated record. Gene Ontology annotation, biological process: transcription initiation at RNA polymerase II promoter; transcription preinitiation complex assembly.